AUGGACCGGCCAUCUGGACCGUUGGGCGCAGCGACACAGUCAACAGGCAGGCCGAUGGUAGAUAAUGGAGUCCCCCGGCCCGCCGUCCCUAUUACCUUGAGCAACACCGUUCGAAGAAUUCCGAAUAAUACCGUACGACAUGAGGCAUCAAGCUCCUCUCUCUCCUCGCAGAUCCCGAUAUCUGCGGGGCAGGUGGUGGCACUCGCCCAAGAGGCAAUGAAGAAUGCCAUCGAGGAGAACCGUACGAAGGCUGCAGAGGCCAGUGGCGUCAGUAAUGAAUUGAAGCCAGGGGUUACAAUCGAUUUGAGUCACAAGCAGAUCCAGAGAUUCCCUGAGGAGGUUGUUGAUAUUAUCAAGAACGAGCUCGAACGACUUGCAUUGUCGCACAAUAUGAUCUCCACGUUUCCCUCGAGGUUUUCGGAAUGUACCUCACUUCGAUACUUGAAUGUUCGCAACAAUGUCAUCCGAGAAUUCCCACAAUCUAUAUGCCAAUUGACUUCUCUUGAGAUUCUUGAUCUUGGCCGCAAUAAACUCAAGAUCCUGCCACCCGAAUUAGCAAAGUUGACUUCGUUGAAAGUCCUGUCUGUUCAAAAGAAUCGAAUCGAGGCCUUGCCCCUCUGCCUUGCGGAGAUGGCAUCACUUCAAGUUCUCAAACUUGAUGGAAAUCCCGUGCGUUUUCCACCUAAGGAAGUGUUGCAACCACAAGCUACAACACCUCCAAAUGGCGGUUUCCAGGAAAGUGAAAUGGAUGACAUUGCCGUCACAUCACAAAUCAAGAGAUUUCUGAGGCAGAAGGCUAUAUCGGACCGGUCGGAGACAGAAUCUGGUGGGGAGGAAUCCAGUGAAGGAACAGAGACCCCUCGGCCGAUGAAGCGUGUUAUGAGUGGUAGAUUUCCUAUCAAGGUCAACGGAACGGACGUACCUGAUCUGCGGUCGCCAGCCUUACCGCGACCACCACCCAUCCCAUCUCGUUCACACUAUAGAGGACUGUCGCAACAGAAUACGGCGCUUCGCAGACCAGGCGUGAUGCCUCUUACUAUUGGGAAUGCCAAUGAGCGACUUCGAAGUAACAGUGAAAGCUUAUUGCAAGCAACCAGAGACCGUUCGUCAGACCGCUCAAGAAGGAUGGGUAUAGUUUCCAAGAAAGCGGCUGAACUGGAUACUGUCGACGAGACGAAAACGAAUCGCUACAGCCAUUAUAGAGGCCUCAGUCAUGGAUCUGCAAUGCAGGGACCUAAUGGCACGAAUGGAGCUGCCAAUUCCAGGAGUCCAGCAAGUCCUGCAGACUCUUCGAUUCAGCGGGCAACGUAUGUUCGACGCCUCUCUAGCCUGCCAGAGCGCAAGCGAGAGUCGCUUUCACCUGAUCCUGUUGUCGAAGCCGCGAAAGGGAUUUUGUAUGCACUUUUCCAAGUACAUCCGCUAAUUCAAAGUCUUCUUGGUGUUACCCGGGACGGCACAAACAAGCGCACAAGUUUGGAAAGAGUUUUUUACAAUGCAACAACACACGUGGAAGAAUUGGACCGGCACAUUCAGGAUUACAUCACCUAUUCCGAAGAAGACGAAGACGCACCUCCACGAUCGAAUGAAAAUGUACACCGGGCAUGCGUGACUUGUGUAAGUGCUUACAUGCACGUUUGCAGUCUCCUUCAAAGAAACGUGGAAACGUUGCUUGAGAACGGAGAUCCUCGUUAUAUUCGCACACUUCUCCUGCUUGUUUAUGGGAGUACUGCAGAGAUUCGAAACGCGGGCGUUGAUUUUCUGAAGAGCCAGUCCCAGCUCUCAAGAGUAACGGAAGUGGAAGAAGGUACAGAGACAAUGAGAUUCCAGCCACGAGAUAAAUCGGUUACUCCAACACGGGCACGGCCAGGGACAAGCUCACGUAUAAGAAGUGCAACUGUUGUUCAACACUCGAACCUCCGAGUUGCCACGAAUGGUCCUCCGCCUCCAUUCCUUAAUGGGACUGGAAGAUCUGCCACCAUGACUAGUGCCACGCCUCGCUCUGGAGAGUCAUUUGCUUCGUCAACGACGUCCAGCAGCAGAAUUGGUGGCGACUUCACUGAAGAGGACAGGAUAUUCGAGAAAAUAUUCCUGCGGCUGCAGGAUGCCUCAGAGAUGACCAUCAGAGCAUUACCCCACGUCAAUGGUCAUUUUGUGAUGGCAAUGGAGGCUGGUGUUCAACAAAACAAAGCAGACCAGCCAAGACAGUUCUGGCAAGCAUUGAUCCUGAAAUGCAAUACUGCUCUGCAGACUGCCGAGGCUCUCAAAUCCCGACUAUCUCUCAUCAGACUCAAGGAUCCGGGAAUUCGUACUCAGAAUACGUUCUGGGAGCUGUGCAAUACGUUUAUCCAGACGUACACAGACCUCGUCAUGAAAGUGAAGGAGGCCAAAAGUCUCUCAGCCGCAUUACCUACAGAUGUCAUCAUUCUUCUUCGGCCACUUCAAAAGGCAAUCAAGGAAACCAGUCAGCUUAUUCAGACAUCACCCUGGGCGUUCUUAGCCACGCCCCAAGUCAACGGCAUGUCCAAUGGCAAUUACUCUACCCAAUCGCCAGCGUCUCAAGUACCCCUGCCAAUGACCCCUCAAAGUGCAGCACUUGGCCCUGCUGUACAAGCGACGGUGCCAUCGACACCCCAAAGCGCUUCGUACAAUGGUAUAUUCAACGGCAACGUUUUCGAUCGUGCCGACACUUUACUGUCUAUGAACGGAAGCUCCGUCUCAUCAUCGCGAACAGGUACAAUGACCUCAGCGUUCGGCUCCAACGAUGGGACCAUGACACCUGCGUCGAUACUCAGCCCUAUGAACUCAUUUGGAUCAAGGUUUAAUGGUAAUAACAAAGUAGCGUUCUAA
Messenger RNA from Cadophora gregata, 2847 nucleotides. RefSeq names its product RAM signaling network component (gene SOG2). The record is from RefSeq and is a predicted model, not a curated record. Bases 1 to 2847 code for a protein of 948 amino acids. The transcript has 4 exons. NCBI's taxonomy places the organism in Eukaryota, Fungi, Ascomycota, Leotiomycetes, Helotiales, Ploettnerulaceae. Gene Ontology annotation, molecular function: protein binding.